Messenger RNA from Camponotus floridanus (Florida carpenter ant), 10528 nucleotides. RefSeq names its product rho guanine nucleotide exchange factor 17. NCBI's taxonomy places the organism in Eukaryota, Metazoa, Arthropoda, Insecta, Hymenoptera, Formicidae. Gene Ontology annotation, biological process: actin cytoskeleton organization. The transcript is spliced from 26 exons. Gene Ontology annotation, molecular function: guanyl-nucleotide exchange factor activity; protein binding. The coding region runs from base 1356 to 6638 and encodes 1760 amino acids. The record is from RefSeq and is a predicted model, not a curated record.
CGUCGUCCUCGUCGUCGUCGUCGUCGUGAACGACGUGAACCGACUCUUCGUAACUCUCUGAUGUAACUCCCUCCUCUCUGCACCCGUGAAACCGCAUCGCGGCCGCCUUGUAUCGCCGCGAUUACGCACACGGACGGAUCGCGCACACACGCGCACGCACGCACGCACGCCUGCGAGAGAGUCGCGCCGAGAGCGGACCCAACGAUCCCGUAGAUCGCCCGCGAACGCCUGCGACGCGUCCUCGCGCGCGCCGGGACCGAUCCGCGCUGAUUUCGCGAGAGUGCGGCUUUUGUCGAGGUUCACCCUUGUCGGGGAUGAAGGACGUGGGAAUCGGCAGGACCUGUGACCUGUGUCUCGCGGAUCCUGCUCUGAUAGCGACUCGUUGGGUUCAUCAAGAAUUGACUCCAACCCAAGUUUUAAGUGUGUUAUUGUUCUCUUGUGGAAACCGUGAGAUCUUCUCUUCUGUGUAUGUGUGUGUAUGUGUCAAGCUUUGCUUUCGAAGCAUGGGAGAUUGAGAAAAUCUGAAUGAUAGACUAAGAAGAAAAUGUCGUUGAUCAUCUAUUUGUCCUGAUAGGCGAUGGUUCCUUGGGAUGAUGAUCGAGAGAAGAAUGUAAGAACAGAGUCAGGACAGGAUUGAAGCAAAGUGGGAAAGUGCAAGCUGCGAUUUACCAUCGCGAAAUAGCUCCCUCGAUAUGACCAAGUAACGACAUUGCUCCGAUAUAUGGAUCGGUUCGCGGAUCAUAACUCACGCUGCAGCAUCGUUUCUCUUUGAUUCGCCAGACACGUAGAAUAUUGGCGCAAUAAAACUUUCCAGACAAUCGGACGGAUCACUUUGCGAACUGAACGUUCUCCAUUAAGCUGAUCGUAAAAGGCAAAAUAUUGCGGAUUUUUGGCGGCGACGAUCUGUCGAACCGGAAAGAAACCAAGCUCGUCGGAAGGAUCCGAAGGGAAGGAGCGAGAUUGGGAGGAAGUGAGAGAUAUCUAGAUUUGUAGAACGGCUUGUGCGUCGAGCUCUGAUGUGUGCCACGGAUCUAUCUCGUGCCAGUGCUCGCGUUUGAGCAAGAUCGUCUCCCCGGAUCUUUCCAUGGUGAAUCGAGAUCGCCGAUCUUCUCAUGCGAUUGACGCGAACGACGCGCGACGUACCGAGAACGAUGCGGUGAGUGCGGACGCACUUGACUCGAGAGAAUUCGCGGGCUCGCGGGGCCGCUCAGCUGGCGAUACAUCUCGCUGACGGAUAUUGGAUCAUGGAUCUGCGCGUUGUCGUUCAGCGACCGUACUUUCUCAGGUGGAAUCGCGCGGAGGACAUCGGCGAAAGUAUCUUCGAUCGUUCACAGAAGGUGAGGGAAGGAUGAAGAAUGCCCCGCGCUGGCGGAGGAGACGGGGGUAGCGGACCCCAGAGGACGGGAGGGGGUGGCUUCGGAGGAUGGCUGGGGGGCGCCGCGAGGGCUAUGACAGGUGGAGGCGCCGGUGGUGGAUAUGUCAUUCUGGGUGGCACCAGAUACGGCCUGCGGAUCUCUCAGGAGAGCCUGCCGCCGGCCAACUCCGGAGAGGACUCGCAGGAGCAUCGGCGAAAGCGGGAGAGCGAUUCGCGGGAGCGGCUGACCGAGAAGCCGGCGGAGAAGCCGCCGAUCGAUCUGGCCGGCAUCGCCGAUUGCUGCUGCAUCGGGCCGCGAUCGCGGCUUCCGCUCCCGCGGAUCCCUCCGGCCUCGAUCCCAUCCUCGAUCGCGUCCUCGAUGACGUCCGCGACGCCUUCGUGCCCUUCGACUACCGUCGACGGCGGCUGCUCGCCGCCUCUUCCUGCUUCUAUCGCGAGCGUCGCGGAGACGACGCCGACGUUCGCUAAUAAUAGCCACGGCGCGGUGCAAACGUCGGUGGGGAACACGAGCAGCACCAGCCAGCAGCCGCAGCAGAGGCAGCAGUCACACCACCACCAACAUCAUCACCACCACCACCAGCAUCAGCAGCAUCACUACCAACAGCAGCAUUACCCGCAAGCAGCGGCAGCGGCGGUAACGUCGUCGUAUCCGCCGAUGACGACGCCGACUUCACCCUCGACGUCGCUCGGCUACUCGUCCGGCAUCCCGACGACGACGCAGACCGUCUCGGUGCCGCGGCAGCUCGCGCAGUGGACGAAGCAUCAGACGCUCAAGCUUCAGGAACCAGCCGUGAUAGCGGUGGACCGACUGCACAGGUUUCGCUGGAGCGGGGGCGGAGGAGGAAGUGGCAAGAAGUCCUCUUCCGGCCCCCGCAGCGAGAAGGCCGAGCGCCUUCGUGAGCUCACCGAGAAGCUCAAGGGACCGGCACCGGUUCCGCCACCCAGAAGACCGUCGCGGGUCCAGGCUUCCUCCCCUCCUCCGGGCGGAUACCAGCCGUCGUCUCAAAAUUAUCCACAGACGGACUCAAAUCCAGGUCGCUACGAUGGUCGUCCGUCUCAUCGCAGCUUCACCUACAGCGAGGGCGGUCAACAUGGUGGCAACAAUCAGCAACCACAGCAUCAGCAGCACCAGCAGAAGGAUCAUCCGAAGUCGAUCGUCCGUAGUGAGAGUGUCAGUGAAGAGUGUCUCAGUGAUCGGUCAGGGAACGACCCGUAUCGAAAGGCCUGCCACGACUCGAGGAAGCCCUCGAGAACGGGCAGACCCGAGAGAAACAGUGGUGACGUCAGUGACCUCAGGAGCAAACAGAACGCCAACGCGGAGGCGGCGAAGCACUUGAGACAGUACAGUGAUUCCGUGGUGGACAGUGCAACGAGUGUGGACGAUCUGUGCGAUAACCUGAACGCCGCUUCCGUUGGCGGUGAGGGGGAGGAUCGGGAUGCGGUAACCACGCUGGAGCCGCGUGGGUUGCUCGCCUAUCACAGGACCGGCGUGCCCUACAGGAGCGCCUCCUUCGGCCAGGUGGACUUUAAUCAAGAUGCAGAUUUUACUUUCAGCACGAACCCGCACUUUCCUCUUCCAGUGACCCGACAGAAAACUCAGCCGAUCGCGACGUCCAAUCGCUCCGAGAUCAAGGACGUUCGCGCGAGCACAUUGCCCCGUCGUCGUGGCGAUGUCACCCCAGGUGGUUCGACGCCCCAAAACAGCCCCAAUCGACAGAGCCCGAGGACGUCGACGCCCAGCGUCGACAGCGCCGUCGGUUCUGCCGAAGGUCUAGGGGUAUCUCAGCAAGGGAACCCCGAGGAGAUCCGACCCAGAAGCGAUGGCUCAGACAGUCUGGCAACUUCCAGCGCACUCACCAGCCCGGAACCUCUGGUCCCGGAAGUGAACGAGCCGAGGGUCGAUCAAACGGACGCGGCCGCCGUCGAGUCGAUUAGUCACGAAUCGGUUUAUCCGAUUGUCGAAGGAAACACCGUGGAGGAGACCGUUCAAAAAGAGACCAGAAUAGAGCCGCACGAGGUGAUCAUCACACCACCCCCGGAGGAGCCGCGUCUGAGUCAAGCUAGCGAAGGCAGCGAGGCGCCGAGCGAGACACCCUCGGAGACGUCCUCGCCAUCCGGCAAAACGAGACGAAACCGGGGCGACACCAGCAAGAGGAGGAAGGGCGUGUACAUAACUCAAUGGCCGGAGCCCUUGGACGCGGACAGGAACAAGCUGUCGGCUCAGAGCAGCGAGGAGAGAGACGAGCCACCUGCGACGCCCAGCGAUCUGUCCGACUGCGAGGGCCACACGCCUCGAAGGUACAGCAAGAGACCCCUUCGCGGGCCGUACGGGCAGAUGCUGGAGGCCGAGAUGGCGAAGCCUCGUACCGCCGACAUCGCGCUCGACGAGGGCCUUCGUCCUCGCAGGAAGAUCUCGGCGAAUCUCUCGUACAACGCGAGCAGCAACAACAACAGCGGCUCCGAGCCGCCCACGCCCUGCCACCACCGGACGACCUCCAGCCCGACGAAACUCGAGGGACUUCCGGGGCCGAGUCCCGAGCUGCUCGCGGAGCUCCUGAGAGGGUCCUCGGAGAGGGUGGCUCGCGCACCGGCGCAUCGAAACGACACGAGAACUCACGUGGUCGUGGAGCUUUACGACACGGAACGAUCCUACGUAGAGGCGCUACAGAUACUAGUCAAUAAAUACCUACAGCCCUUGAAGAGCCCUGAGAAUGCUGGCUUGGUGGAUGCCGGGACGGUCGACGAGAUAUUUUAUCAGAUUCCUGCGCUUCUCAGCCAUCACGAGGUAUUCUUGGAGGAGCUGCGUAGGCGACUGGACACCUGGGAACUCAAGCAGACGAUCGGCGAUGUCUUCCUCGAUGUGUUCACGAAACCGGUGGUGCUGGAGACCUACACUCUGUUCCUGGACAAUUGGAAAUCCGCGAGGAAGGCGAUAAAAACAACGUGCCAAGCGAAACCGGCCUUUGCACGAUUUCUCGAGACGAUGGAGCGCGAGCACAAGGGUAAACUGGGCCUGGACCAGCUGCUGAUCAAACCCGUGCAAAAGAUCCCGCGGUAUGAGCUGCUGAUACAGAGAUUGCUAAAGCACACAGACCCUACGCAUCCCGAUUACGAGUUGCUGCAGGCCGCGCAGAAAGAGGUACACGAGCUGGUCGUGAAAAUCAACUGCACGGAAAGGGAGUCACUCGAGUGGGAACAACAGCAGACAACGUUAAGGGAGGUCCAGGCCCUCGUCGAAGGCCUCGCCGGGAUCGUAACGAACGACAGAGCUUUCGUACGACACGAUCUGGUCACCAUAGCAUCGAAUCAGGGCACGCGGAAGGAACGGGCUUUAUUUUUGUUCUCCGAUCUCCUCGUCAUCACCAGCAUCAAGCGCAGAAGCGGCACGAUAAGAAAACCGUCAACGAGCACGUGUCCAAACAGCCUGGUUGGUCUACUUGACGCGAACAAAUACAAAAUGCUGAUGCGAAUUUCACUGGAUGAUCUCGAAGUGAUGAAAGCCAAAGACGAGAAUUUAAGGCGAAUGGCGCGCGAAGUAGACUAUCUUCGAGAAGACUGCACGAAAUUAACUCAACUUCAGGAACUCGCCGCGACUUUGCAUGGUGCCAAGCAGCAGUUGGAGGAUCUUAUCAAGGAUAUGCUGAGUCAGGCUCAACGACAACUAGCAGAAAGAAAUGCGGCGCAUUCGCAGUUGGCUUGCUUGGAACUAACACUCAAUACUCAAGCCGGAAUUGAGAAUAUAUCUGUUAUGUUCGCGAAACCUGACAAACGUGCGAGUUGGGAAGAGAGUUUCAACGAAGCCAAACAGAAACUCGCGCUGUCGGCUGACAGGAGGCCGUGUCCCGAAUUCGUGGGACCUCUGCCGAUCAGGAAAACGCGAGCUGGCCUCCAGUUCACGUGUGCGGCACCGACGUUGGUGAACGGACAGGGAUCGAGGGACGUCUGGGUCUGCAACAGCGAUGGUUACGUCGGUCAGGUGUGCGUUCUCAGUCUGAGCCCGGAACCACCGCAGGUCACGUCGUGCAACGGGGUCUGCAACGCCAGGAUACUCUGCGUCGCCGGGAUACCUGCCUGCACGCCUGGCUCCAACUCGUGCACGUCGAACAACAGUCCGUUCAUCAACAGCAAGAGCGGUAUAAGCAUAUCGGUGCAAGACGUGGAUGCCAGUGGCGGUAACAUACAGUUAGACAGUAGCUCGAGCUCCGACGACUCGGACUCGGACGACAUUCCAUGCGCAGAUACGGGCAGCGUGACAUUGAGCGGUGACGUGUCGAGUAUUGACAAUACUACGACGGAGGAGGACGCGAAUCAGCCCACGAUGUGGCUGGGAACCGAGGACGGUUGCAUCCACGUGUACAACUGCAACGACAAUAUCCGGAUCAAGAAGAACAAGGUGAAGAUCCAGCACGGCAGCAGCGUGCACUGCAUCAUAUACUUGGAUAACAAAGUGUUCGUCUCUCUCGCCAAUGGAGACAUCACUGUUUACGUUCGGGACCAUACCGGUGGAUGGAACACACCGGAUCCGACGACGGUAUCCGUUGGGACGGUGGCGUCGCCGGUGACCAAGAUGCUAUCCGUUUCCGGGAAACUUUGGUGCGGCUGUCACAAUAGCGUUAAAGUUUUAAACACUCACACCCUGGACAUCGAGCACACGUUCACGGUUAGCAGUGACACGAGCCGCGCCGUUUCUUGCAUGGCGAAUUCCGGGGGCUUAGGCGUCUGGAUAUCCUUACACAAUAGCGCUGUGCUGAGGCUCUUCCAUUCCGGUAGCUAUGAAUGCCUAACGGAUAUCAAUAUCGCGCCGGCUGUCACCAAAAUGCUUGCCACAGGUUGCGAUGACAUAAUUCGGCAGCACAAGGCCGCGUGUCUCAGGGUUACCGCACUGUUGGCUUGCAACGAGCUGCUCUGGAUCGGUACGAGCGCCGGCGUGCUGCUCACCGUGCCAAUUCCCCAUAUAAAGCCAUCCACUCAGAGGAUGUCGCAGCCACCGAUCGUGACUGGAAUCCCUCAUGGACACACGGGACACGUGCGCUUUCUCACCUGCGUGGAAACCCCGAGCCCCUCGAAACCCGACCCUCGUCCGAAGGUGAAUCGUUAUUCAUUGAAGUCGAGCAAAACGCAGCAGAACAAUAUCAAUCGCGGCAAACUCCUGGUGAUAUCCGGCGGAGAUGGUUAUGAGGACUUCCGUGGACCUCAGGCAUCCGCGGAGCUGCAGGCCGGUCGCGAGGACUCCACGAAUCAUCUGCUGUUGUGGAAAGUGUGAUAUAAUCUCGUACGACCCGAGGAUGAUGCAGUAGCCACUUUACAUCUAGCAAGGGUCGCGGUAAACGAAAGCCGGCAUGACACGCCGUGGGAAUCGUUGUUGUACGCGCAGCACAAGGAUGGAUGCCAUCGUCGUCGUCUGAUCGUGGCCGAUCAGGACGCGCCGACAGGCCGGGUUUUCAAGGAACGCGGUAGGAUCCUCUGGCUGAUACUAGCCGAAUGGAUUAAGGGCAAGAUGCGGGAGCUGCACUACUCCCAGGAUGUGAGGAAGUAUCGAUUAUAGUUCGCGCGGGAGUUCCAACUCAUCGAGGACGGUCUCGGACCAUCUCUUUUUAUCUCGUUUUUACGCGAUCCACGAACGGAUGUUGUCCGUCGUUGUUUGGCCGUCAUCAGUCGCACACAUUUGGUGCAGAGUCUACCAAUGACAAGUGCUCGAUGGCCAAUUUUUUUAUUAUAUAUAUAUAUAUAUUUUUCUGAAUAAUAAUAUUGUGAAACAAUUGUUGCAUAAUAUCUAGAGACUUGAAUGUUUGUGUAAAAAUUUUACAUAUAUUUUCCCUCACAUUGUAGAUUAUCAAGUUGUUAGCAAUUUGUUUUAUAUUUAUUUCGAUGCUGUAUUUGUAAUAUUUAUUACGUAACAUGACGAAUUUCUCUGCAUUGAGCACGUGUCUUUGGUAAAUAAAAGCGGAUACAUCGCGGAUAUUGAAUGUUAUGUUGGAAACUUGAUAGGAUCUGAUUCUAAAUGUAGUUCUCGAUGUCGAUGUAUGUUUGCCGUAUAUACAAAGACGGGAUUUCAAGCGUGGUCCACGUGGUAAAUUAACAUACUCCCAAACGACACGAAAGUUGAAAAAACAAACUACAAACUUGCUACAUCUUUUAAAUAACGAGUGUUUUUUGAACGUUUGUGUCACUCGGGUUUGUUCUGCGAACACAUGUUUUCUCUUAGUUGCACUUUUUAAUAUCUUAUAAAUCUAAAACACAGAAUAAACGUACAGCUUCUAAAGGAGAGGAAGAAAGAGAAAGAGAUAGAGAAAAAUAUAUUCAAAAAAUAAUAAAAAGUGCAACUGAUUAAAAUAUGUGUGUUAACGGGCUGACUUAUGAUCAAAAAUAAUUAAAUCAUCGACAUCGAUAAAUCGACGAUAGUGAAGUACCUGGCAGGGCGUUGAAUCGAGCUUAUAUAUGUGUAUAUGUAUCAACACUGGCCUAAAUCAAUUAGCAGAUAUAUAGAGAUCUAUAAUUUGUUAUGAUUACUAAAAGUGCCAAAAAAUAAAAUAAAACGAAAAUUUACUCCCCGUUUGUCGAUCAAAAAUACUGACGUACUUGAUUAUUUCUACAUACGUUGUAUAAAAUGUAACUCGAUGUGUUCGUGUUAAUUGUUGAGGAAUUUAUCGGAUCUAUGUACAUCAAAGGCGUAAAAGCUAGAUUAAUUUGAUACAAAAAUUAUUUAUUUAUUUGAAAGGCGAGAGAAAGAAAGAGACACUUAAAGCUUUCGCUUAGAGGUGAAUAUUUUUACAUUUUAUCUGGAUUUUAUUACUUUUAUUAUUUUCUAGUUAAGAUCACAAGUCAGUGAAAACAAGUUUAUAUACUGCAAGUCAGUAUAAGUGCCAAUAAACCUUUCCUGAAUUUGUCAUCAUGUACGCGUUUUAUUAUAUUUUAUUCGUCUUUACAUUGUUUAUAUAAAAGUUAUUACAAAAUUUUAGAGUCCAGUUUUAAAUUUACACAAAUUUAACUUAAUUAUAACAGAUACUUAGAGGCGAUUAUCUUCAAAUUUCUGAAUUUUCCUUAAUAUUUAAUUUAUGCAUGAGAAAAUUGUGUUAAAAAGAGUAAGAAAUGUCAACUUAAUUAUACAUUCUUUGGUAGACAGUUUCUUACUUAUUUACUCUUAUAUAAAAAUACAUCAUCUAAUUUAUAAUCGGAAAAAGUAUUGUAAAUCUAAUAAUACAAGAGAAAUUUUAAAAGGUUGUGCACCACUGCUUUUGUACGAUCGUGAUAAUUAAUAAUUUAGUCAUUUACACUCGCUGCUUCUGCAGGAGCUCUUUGCAAUCAAUGUCGAAUAAUAUAGUAAUUUGGAAGCACAUUUAAUUCAAAAUAAGAAUCUGAUAAUAAAACUUGCAGCGCAUUUAACAAGAAAAUACGCGAUAAUUUAUCGCGUCUAUUAAUCUUAUGUGAUAAUAUUAAAUAUUCGAAGAAUUAAUUACCAUUUUAACUUUUAGCUAAAAACAUGCAACAUUGAUUGCUAUAAGUAUGCAGUCGCGUGUGAUUUAAAUAAAGUUGACAGUCUUUAAUAAAGUAUACGUACGCCUGACAAUAAUUAAAUGAUAAUGAACCUCGAAUUAUACACGAGACCAACCGAAGUUGUAUGUAUAUAAAAGUCAUCAAUGUUUCUGCUUGUAACAUCCUUCGUUGUUCAUGAAAACAAGCGACUGUAAAAGCAACGGCCAAGUAAUUAUUCCAAUUAUCCGCGAAUGUAGUGAUUUACGUGGUGUUGAAUUUAGUUAAUAUUUAAUUAAUGGUGAGUAAAUUGCUUGCAAUAUUUGCAGCGAAAAAAGUAUGACAAAUUUAUAAAUUAAGUACAAUGGAUAUUAUUAUAUUAAACGUCAGAUGAAAAAUUGUGCGUAACUUAAAGUUUAUUAUCAUCUUACGCAGCGUUUUGGCUUUCACGGUUUAUCAUUCGAAUAUAUACUCAAGACAGGCAGAUCUUUUUAGAUAAAAAAAUAUAAUAUUUAUCGUUCUACGCAAUCUCUUGGUCUUUCCAUUUCUAAUGUUCGACGAUUCUAUUUAUGUGUGUAUGUCGAUUAUAAUGUCUGAAUCAGGAUUUGGCGCACUUAUUUAACGCAUAAAAAUCAUAUUUUGUCUCUCAAAAGAAUAUAUUAUGAAAUUAUAUAAAUUUUUCGAAUUAAGGCAACUGAAAAUACAUGUAUGAAUGUGAACGAUAUGUAAUCUAAGUAUAACACUUCGAUCUCCAAGAGAUCGUUCUUGAAGCAAAUAUACACGGUGUAACGUUACGGAAUGUAGGAAAAAUGUUGAGAUAUUCAUGCGCUUUCAGGGAAUUGUAAUUUAAAUUAAAAGAAAAAAUUGUAUUAGAAAUAUGUUUUAUUGGAAACAAUACAUGUCGACAAUGCUAAAUAAACAGAAAAAUCUUUAUUAGGAGUACAUAUGUAAUAUUUUAAUGUCUAACAGAAACGUGAUAACAGAUGACAUAAUUUAAUGCUGAAAUAUAUAUUGCAUCUUUCUUUUAUAUUAUAAAUAAAUUAUAAUAUAUAAGAGAGCAAAAACAUAUACGCAGAGAGCGCAAUCAAUAUAACUUCUGAUUGACGUUACAUGCUGUAUACGCACUACACAAUGUAUACAUAAAUUUUAAUUAAACUUGCAUUUGUGAGAAAUGUAUACGUUUUUCGAGCGAGACUCCGAUUCUUUUUCGAUAGUGAGUACAUAAGUUAUAUUUUCAAUAUUGUCAGUGUCUAUGGGCGAGUUAUCUGCUUCGACACACGUGAUUACAUUUGUAUCAUAUAUAAUGUCAUUCGAUACUUCUUUUGGUUUAUUAUUAAUUAUAUCUCGCUGCGCUACAUCACUUCGAAUAUCAUAAUAUAUAGCAGGUAGCGCGCGACGUGGGACGAUACCUUAGAUUCUGCACAAGGAAUGCGAAGUGUAUGUUUGCAUUCUACCCCUUUUGUACGUGUGCGAGAGCAUUUGUGGAUGUGUGCUUGUUCCGGAGACCGGAAUCGUGAUUUAGAGAGAAUUUCGAAUUAACAUUUAUUAUUCCAAAAUUGUUGAACGCGCGCAAAUACUAUGCGAAUACCGUGCGAUAUACGCAAGAUAUUAACAUAUAUAUGUAUGAUACUAUGUACAAAUAACAAUGUUCGUUUAAAAUAAAGCCGUUUACAAAUAUACUGA